Molecule: messenger RNA, 1823 nt
Organism: Anguilla anguilla (European eel)
Lineage: Eukaryota; Metazoa; Chordata; Actinopteri; Anguilliformes; Anguillidae
Gene: hoxb5a
Product: homeobox B5a
Exons: 2
Coding region: 124-963 (279 amino acids)
Biological process (GO): anterior/posterior pattern specification; regulation of transcription by RNA polymerase II
Cellular component (GO): nucleus
Molecular function (GO): DNA-binding transcription factor activity, RNA polymerase II-specific; RNA polymerase II cis-regulatory region sequence-specific DNA binding
Source: RefSeq, a predicted model, not a curated record
GGCCGCAUACAUAGCAAAAACGAAGUACAGUGCAUUGCUAUAAUUCAUUAAUACAUCAUAAAUCGUGAAGCACCGCGUUAUAACGACCAAGAUCUACAAAUCAAGCCCACUAAAAUACCCUAAAUGAGCUCUUACUUUGUAAACUCGUUCUCAGGGCGCUAUCCAAAUGGCCCCGACUAUCAGUUGCUAAAUUAUGGAACUAGCAGCAGCGCUAUGAACGGCUCGUACAGGGAUUCCGGCACCAUGCAUUCGGGUUCUUACAGCUACAACUACAAUGGGAUGGACCUAAGCGUCAAUCGCCCCUCUACCACCGGGCACUUUGGAGCAGUUGGGAAUAACUCCCGGGGUUUCCAGGCUCCAGCCCGGGAGACGCGUUUCAGACAGCCGUCUAGUUGCUCGCUGGCGUCUCCGGAGUCCCUGCCUUGCUCCAACAGCGAGACUCUGGGACCCAAAAGCUCCUCGCCCCCUUCCGACCAGAGCGCUACCACCACGAGCAGUAGCCUCACCAACACCAACAGCACACAUUUCACAGAAUUAGACGAGACCAGCGCCUCUUCCGAGACCGAGGACGGGAACCUCCGAGUGAGCAACCCCGCGCCCCGGACGCAGCAGCAACAGCAGCAAGAGUCGACGGCAACCUCCACCACUACAGCAUCAACCGAAGGGCAGGCGCCACAAAUAUUCCCCUGGAUGCGGAAACUACAUAUUAGCCAUGAUAUGACUGGACCAGACGGGAAACGAGCCAGAACCGCAUACACCCGCUACCAGACGCUAGAGCUGGAAAAAGAAUUCCAUUUCAAUAGGUAUCUAACCCGGAGGAGGAGAAUAGAGAUAGCCCACGCGCUGUGUCUCUCGGAACGGCAAAUUAAGAUCUGGUUCCAGAACCGCAGGAUGAAAUGGAAGAAGGACAAUAAACUGAAAAGUAUGAGUCUCGCGACUGCAGGUAGCGCUUUCCAGCCAUAACACUCUCUCGUGUUAUAAAAUAUGCGGAAUAAAAAAAGAGAGAGAAUGAAUUAAGAAGUAGGACAAGAUGACAUUAUUCCUAAAGUACUGUACAGUGCGGCACCUUUCGGCAUGUUGAUGUUUUAGACAACUUACAAUAUUACUGUGGUACUGAUAAUACAAACUUGUGUUGAGCUGUUGUUUUAUUAAUACUGUAGUAAUUAUUAUUUGAGGAAAAAAAACUAUCCAGUGUCCGUUGUUGUUGUUAUAAAUAUCGUUUAGGUGUCAAGUGCUAUGUUGAUGCUUUCCAGACAGUUAGCAUGUGAGCUCUUAAAUGUCAUAACUUAUUUACAAUCUGUAACAAGUGUGUAGAUUUGAGUUUAAAACACAGAGGCUCCUCUGCCAAAAUAACAAAAAAAAAAAAACAAAAAAAAGUGAGAAAUUUAAAUAAGAUACACAGGCUGCUAUUAUCGACCCCAGAGUCUCUGUGUCCCCCAUCCUUACUCAAAUCUUAUGCGAUACUUAUUUGGGUUGUUCCUUUAGUUUGUCCUGUGUUCAGUUCCUUUAUUUAUUUUAUUAUACAUAUUUUUUAAAUGAUAGCCGAAAAUAAAUCAAGAUUAGAUUAUCCUGUCUCCAUUCACACGUGUGUAUAAUUAUUUUCCAAACUGUAACUGUAUAUUCGUUCUUAGAAAGGAUGUAUAUAUUUGACAUUUUUAAUGUGACUAAUAGGCUAUUUGUAGUAGGCAGAGUUAGUGACAUGCGCUCUGUGAAAAAAGCAAUUGUCAUGUCCAACUGCCUGUAAGCAUUUCGCCAAUAAGCUUUUUGUAUUUGUUUGUAGCUUAACUUGGAGUAAAAAAAAUAAAUAAAGUUUCUCUAAAUCA